UAGACUCAUAUUCAACAAAAGUAACAGAAGGCUAAAAAAAUGGAUGCUGAUGAAAGUUUCCUCACAGUGCGUUCGCUUCUAAUGGAUGUAUCAAAGCAGUUGGAGGACAUGCUGAAUGCCAACAAAAUGGACACUGGAACCAAGGGCAAGGAGGAAAAGCCACCGGAAGUGGAUCCAUCCAGGAAUGUUACAGACACCAACUUUCUAGUGUUCUCUCGAGACUUACGGAAAAAGUCUUCAAGACCUUGGAAAAAGAUUCUAACUAACUCGAACGUUAAUCAGACCUGCUUUAUGCGUCAGAUAGAUGUCACGCCUGAGGAGCGCUUGGAGGCCAGAUGUGAUCGUGAACGUAUUGCAGAUAGUUUUCGUCGAUUGGGAAACGAGGAAUAUCGCCGAACUAAUUAUGAAAAAGCUAUUCAGUAUUAUACGAAAGCGAUUCAAUAUGUGGCUGAUUCUCCAGUUCUAUAUUGCAAUCGAGCUCUGGCGAAAAUCAAGAAAAGAGACUUUAAGUUGGCCCUCUUCGACUUGGAUUAUGUGAUAUUCAAACUAGAUCCGAUUCACCUGAGAGCCUGGCUAUAUAGGGGCGGGGCUAUGCUACGUUUGAAUAAUGAAUCUGAAUCCCAGAUAGCCAUAGCCAACGCUCGUCUUUUUAAUAGAGGCCAGAAAGAGCAGAAAUACAUAGAAUACUUUUUGGAGAAACUGCGAUCGGAGUUCUGA
Molecule: messenger RNA, 717 nt
Organism: Drosophila bipectinata
Lineage: Eukaryota; Metazoa; Arthropoda; Insecta; Diptera; Drosophilidae
Product: tetratricopeptide repeat protein 12
Biological process (GO): sperm axoneme assembly; axonemal dynein complex assembly
Cellular component (GO): cytoplasm; centrosome
Molecular function (GO): protein binding
Source: RefSeq, a predicted model, not a curated record